Molecule: messenger RNA, 19519 nt
Organism: Diorhabda carinulata
Lineage: Eukaryota; Metazoa; Arthropoda; Insecta; Coleoptera; Chrysomelidae
Product: protein couch potato
Exons: 10
Coding region: 721-1698 (325 amino acids)
Molecular function (GO): mRNA binding
Source: RefSeq, a predicted model, not a curated record
GCAGUGUGAGGCGAGCACCGGCCACGGCGUGACACUAGCUCAGGCGCCUCCACCGCGUUCAGUUUUGGUUCUCGUACUCCACAUAAACCAAAAAACUUACACAUCUACUACGAAACAAACGCCUCGACGACUACCGACCCCUCAAACACCUGAGAGUGUGCCCCACCCCCACUUGACCGUCGCGACGCCUAGCACUUUGGCGGUACACACUGAUACAACUCUUUCUGUUUCAACAGUCGAUCAUCGACAAGCCAACCGUAAUCUUACUUUACGUGAACCGCGGAAUUUAACCUAAUUGUUGUCCGCUCUUCAGUUGUUUUUUGUUUUCUACUUCCUCUUUUUCGGUCUCAUCAGCUGUGCGUACGCGCGUGUGCAUGUGAACUACACUGGAACAUUGUGACAGUAGUUCAUUCAGGUGCAUUUUUAAGGGUUAUUUUUUCAGUUUCUCUUUUGUUGGUUUUGUUUAUUAUUUUUAAUCGGAUUGCUACUGAUGGGUUUCUGGAUGCCGGAAAUAUCGAUUUGAAGAUCGAAUUUUCGCAACGCCACCCCAAGGAGCACCCCACAUAUUGAACCGUGGAGUCUGCUUUUAUAAACAGGAAGAGAGGUAGGCAUCCUCUGGGUGACAACACGUCUCCCCCGCCUGCCGCUACUCCACCACCGCAAUUAAAGAAGUCUCGACACGACGACCCCGGAUCUCAAGCGGCCGUCGGUAUAGAUAUUAUGGAAGCACCCCUGGGUGUCUCUCACAGUCAAAGUAUGGAUUCUGUAAACACUAAUAACGGCGAGGAAGAGGUGAGGACGUUAUUUGUGAGUGGCCUACCAAUGGAUGCCAAGCCUCGGGAAUUGUACCUUUUAUUUAGAGCAUAUGAGGGUUAUGAAGGAUCAUUGCUCAAGGUUACAAGUAAAAAUGGAAAAACUGCUUCGCCAGUGGGCUUCGUGACGUUCAAUACCAGGGCAGGAGCGGAAGCAGCCAAGCAAGACCUGCAGCAGGGCGUAAGGUUUGACCCCGACAUGCCACAGACCAUCCGACUCGAGUUUGCUAAAAGUAAUACGAAGGUUAGCAAACCCAAACAGCAAGCUGCUAACGCCGCCAACACGCACCCAACUUUGAUGCACCCCCUCACCGGACAUUUGGGAACGCCAUUCUUUCCUGGCGCCCCAGAAUUAUGGCAUCAUCCGUUGGCAUACAGCGCUGCAGCAGCUGCAGAGUUACCAGGAGCAGCCCUUCAGCAUGCCACUCUGGUCCAUCCGGCACUUCAUCCACAAGUGCCGCCUUCAAUGACGAUGCCGCACCCAACUGCUCUAACAUCGGUACAUGCGGCUUCGUUACCACAUUUUCUACCGAGUCCUGCCUUGGCUUCUCCUGUAGGUUCGUCAUCUUCACAACCUGGAAUGGGAGUUAGCAACCCGCCUUGUUCCACACUAUUCGUGGCCAAUUUGGGCCAAUUCGUGUCUGAACACGAGCUCAAAGAGAUUUUUGCAAGCUUCCCUGGCUUCUGUCGCCUGCGCAUGCACACGAAAGGUGGAUCUCCCGUCGCCUUCAUGGAAUACCAAGACGUGAGAUGUGCAGCGCACGUAAUGGCUGCGCUCCAAGGCUCGUUUCUCCUUUCUUCGGACCGCGGACCCAUCCGAAUUGAAUACGCCAAAAGCAAAAUGGCAGCAGAGGGAACAAAAGGAGAAGAAACUGGACAAUCUUAAUUCGUACAUGCCUCUAACUACUUGACAGCAACAAAACAUGAUGGUGAUCACGGGACACUGCUGAAGGAGUCCAAGAAAAUAUAAUAAAAAAAACAGAACCGGCUGUUGUUGCAACACUCUUAUAGAGAAUCCUCAAAUCUAUCUCUGUUGACCGUUGUAGUUAUAUUUAGAAUUAAAAAAUAUCUUACAGUAAUCCAAAUGGUUCGCAAGUGAUUCAAACUUGAAUAUUGACUUUCAACGGUCUUUAAGAUCAAUUAAACUGUUUGAGUGAAUUUUAAUGAUAUUUACAUUUUAAAGCUGUUUGGAUCUUUCCAACAUUCCUGUCAUGGAAUACUUGCGAACCUACUUGAUAUACGUGAUAAGUAAAAGUGAACUGCAUCAAACUAUUUGAGCAGGUUGCUUCAAUACUUCAUUUUCUUAAUAUAUAAAAUGAAAUUAAGCUAAACCAAAGGUGCCCUAAAAGUUAAGUUUUAUAUUUUAUUAGAUUUUUCCAAGGUGUAAGUGAAGUUCUAUUUUUUCAAUACUAGAAUAGUCAAUACACUAUCAAUUUACAAAUUUCUUGUUGAAUAUAGGGUGGUAUCUCUAAUAGAAGAAAGAAAAUAUCAAUUUUAUCCAAAAGUAUAUUUGGUCUGAUUUUUUAACAUAUCAAGAUGUGCUCAUUAUUUCGAGCUAACUUGUAUAAACAAUAAUUACAUAAGUUUCGAAAAAUGAAUAUAUAGUACUUUCCUUACACCAAGGAUUGUUUCUCGAGCUUUCUUUACUAGUAGAACCUAUUGAUAAUCAUCUCAGAAUAGUAUUUAUACUUUUUAAUAUAUUUCUGAUUUUAAAUUUGUAGCAAUAAACCAAUGACUAAAGUAAAACCAAGCCAGCAUAACACGUACAUGGCAGGUGAAAAAAGCUUAAUAAAAAAGCAGACAUAUCAUUAAUUUAAGCGUACCGCACCUGCCUCGUGUAGGAAAAUUUCCUUGUCUAUUAUCAAAAAAUAGUGAACUUGAUAUAGACGGUUAUUGUUCUUUUUUAGUUUUUUCAUGCUAUGGCUUGAAUUGAAAAAUUGAUAGAAUUUUUUCUAGAUAAUAUAUAAAAAAACAAAAAAAAAUAAAUCUGCGUAAGUUAGUUCUAGUGAGUACAUUGUUUUUUGAUUUUAAACAAGACAAAGUAAUAAGUUUCCUGAAAUUUCUGCCUUUUCCAUCUAAAUGGCACGAUAAAUUAAUAUAAAUAAACUCUCGUUUUCGAAAUUUAAUUUUUGAUAAUAUUAAAUAUAGAUAAAGCUUUUGCUUACUUCUAGAGAUCUUUAUUAGUAAUAUUGAGCAUUUGUUAUCUUGCAAUCUCAAAAAUGGAUAAUGCAUGAAGUUAUAUUUAAGAGAAAACUUAGAAGUUUUAUAGUUUUUAAGUGAAUAAAAUUAUUGAUAUCUCAGCUUUUAGUUUGUGAGAUGUAACAGUAAAGCAACGCUGAUAGUUUCAUCAGCUUAAUAUUUUUCUUAAAAAUUUGUUCUAUUCUAUCCCACAUCUACUGACAUACACACACUUAAUGAUUGAAUUUUGUAAAUGAGCCGUUCGCUAUUGUUUUGUAUCCAGCACAUGACAACAAUCAUUGAAUAUCAUUUUGUCAUUUGUAUAAUUAAAUCAUUUUCUUAAUCUAAUUACUUGACACUUAACAGUGGAAAAUGAAGUUUCAUUGUUUUCAUAACAAAAAAACUCAUAUCAUAUAAAAAAUAUAUCACGCAUCGUUUUCUAUGUAAUCAAUGUAUUCGUUGAUUUUGCUAAAACCGAUAAGCACCUGAUGGAUAGACGGCGUGUGUGUUUUGGCACUCAUCCCAAGUCAACAAGUUCGGACUAAAAAAAAUUACUAACGCAAUUAUAAUUUUUAUUUCCUCGCGUAAAAAAAAAGACAAGUUUUUAACUUGAUGUACAUGUAGUUCAAAAAUACUUUUCUCCAUCAGAGAAAAAUUUCUUACAAAUUUAGCGAAAUAUCCAUUGAUUUUGAAGGCUCAAAAAAUAUGAUACAAAUCUGCGUUAACUUCUAGAAAACAAACUAUCAUUGUUCUGAUUAUUUCAUCAAUCGCUUUUUCAAUACAAUAACAAAACAAUAAACGGUUAACAGUAAGAAACUAUCAUUUUUGUUCUACUGAAUAUGUUCACUUUUGUACCUUUUCAUAGGAUGUAUGUACCUUUAUUAUAACACGAGAGAUUAACAAAAGUUAUUAAUAACUCUGUCAAUUAAUUGUAUAUAUAAAAAAAUGUUAACUGAUAACAAUACAUAUCGACACUGGAAACAAUACAUAUGUAACAUUAACAUAAUUCCUAAUAUAAAUUUUAAUGUUGCAUCCUUAUGUGGUUUCUCUCUACUUGUUUUUUCAUGAUCUUCUUUCACGUGAACACUAUUUUCUCCAUAGAUUCGCCUAUAUUUCGCACUAUUUCUUCUAUUAUUCUACCAGCCACCUUAGUUGAUUCAUUCUUAUCAUAUGUCCAUACCAAUUUAAAGCUCUUUAUAAUAUGAAUGUUUGUCAUAUAUGCAAAUGUGUAGAUUUCUAAUGCUGUCCUAUAUUAUUUUGCCUCCUUUUUUCUAAAUUGUUUCAUUUUAAUAGCACCAAUUACGCUUUAAUCAUGUUAAUGCUGCUUAGAAUUAGAUAGAUUGAGAUAAUAUGAUACAAAUGAAAACACAAGAUAUGGAUAAAUCGACAGAAGGUUUUAAAAAAGCUGUAGAAAUACUAAAUGCCUACCAAAACUAGAUAACAGGUGAUUUUUUACAAGUAUAUGAAGAUUGAAAUACAAUUAGUAAAUACAAUAAAAGAUGACUACAACCAUAUAAAAAAAGAUGUAUGUGUUCCAGAAACAUAAAUAAGUUUGAUAGUGCUACAUAAUAAUAUAAAUUUGGAAGAAAGAUUGCUGUGAAAGUGGGAGAUAAAACAAAAAAGGAAGCUGUCGACGCAAUUAUUAGAUGAAAAAUGAUGAAGAAGAAAAAAUAAUACCGGAUAUGAUGAUAUUGAUGGGCGAAAAAUAGCUGUCGACAUAAAGGCAAUAUUAUUUGAAAAAUAUAACGCCCCCGAGAGCAACAAACAAAUGGACAUUGGAACAAGAAACCUUAGAAUGAAUUAACUAUUUCUACAAUAAUGCACGUUAUAUAGAAAAUAUACAAAACUAAAAUUAAAGCAAUUGAAAUAAAUUAUUUGGAAAAAGAAAAAUGAAGUGGCAAAAAUUGAGCUGUUAAUAACAUAUGAUGAGACAUGGAAUGACCAGAAAAAUAAGGGAAGUGGAUAAACCAAGGAAAAAGUAAAUAAUAUAAUCAAGAAGGUUGACCUGAGAAAAUAGGAUAUACUGUGAAAAAAAAAGAAUUAGUCCGAGUUUCAGUUUGACACUUUCAAAAAGAUUCAAUAGUGGUCUCCAACAUGUCACUUGAAGUUUUUUUAAAUAAUUUAUUAAGGAAGGAUAAGUACAAUUUUUACAUAUAAGUUGAAUUUCAAAUGUUGCUUUGUAGAAAACUACACCAUAAGUUGUCUAGAUGAUAUUAUAUUUUGACUCGAUAUAGAAUCUCUUGAAGUAAUUUGCUUACUACUAGUCUAUAUCUACAUUCAAUAUUCAAUCUCCUAUACUACUUACCAGUAGAUCGUAAUUCCAAUCUAUAUUGAAUAUAAUAUCGUGCAUAUCGUGAAUAUCUAUACGUAAUUAAACUCUAUGAAUGAAAAGUACUGCAACAUACUAUGAAAUAUCAAUUGUAUUGCUUCCAGUGGCACAUAUAUAUCGAAAAAAAUAUAUAUAGUUCAAAAAAAUAUCUCUAAUACUAUAAGACAUCACAGUUUAAAACUGAAUAACUUUUGCUUACCUAUGAUAGAGCACAUUAUAUUUCGAAUAAACGAUAUCACUAACGAUAUUUUUCUGUCAACUAUCGUGAUAACAAAAUAAAAUAUCUAAAUUAAAAACUGAAUCCGACCUGAAAAUAUGCUUUAUAUUUUAAUAUGGGUACAUAACCCUUGGUUAACCAAAGUUUAAGUUAGAAUAACCUUAAUAUGUAUUUAUUUAAGACAAGUUGUAUUUUAUAUUUACUAAUAGUUUGAAUGUAUUAUUUUUGUAUAAUUUUAUAAUUUUUUACAACUGGUACAUCAGUCAAAAAAUGUAUAAUGUUGAAUAUUUUGUACAUGGCGAUUCAGACAUUCAUAAACAAAAAAUUACAAUCUAUUUUUACUUAAAGAAAUAAAUAUAAACAGUGAUUCUUCUUAUCGUUCGUUUUCUUUACUGAUUCGCUGUGUACAUAUAAUAAUAAUAAGUAGUUUAUAUUCUAUGGUAGCAUAGUGCUUUUUGUGUGAAGUUUAUGUGAUAUAUCUAUUACUAUCAUUAUAGGUGUAUUUUUAGAAUGGGAUUUAUAUCCCUUAAUAGGUAAUCUCCACGGUAAGCAAUCUAUUUUUAUGUAAAAAAUUAAAAACGAGGUUUUGAAAUAUGUUUAUAAAACAGCUAAAGAAACAAUGAAAAAUAACCAUAAAUAAUUUUGGAAAUAUCUAUCAUCUGGUUAUUAUUGUCAUAAAAGUAUAAUUUAAAUCUGUUAUAUUUACUAUCAACUUAAACGGCAAGGAAAUCAUUUUGAUCCUACAUUAAAUCAUUUAUUUCAGUUUCAUUACUCUAAAAGUAGGGAAACCUACUCUUGCGGGGGUAAAGAUAAGGUAUUAAGUUAGAAAAUAUAGUUUUUACAUACAUUUAUAAAAAAAAUUACAGCUCCAACGCUUCAAAGAUAGAGAACAUUUUGAAUUUAGGAUAGAAAAAUCUCCUUCAAUAGUUUUAAUUAAAAUCACAUUGAAUGAUCUAAAAAUAUUUCAUUCAACUUUACAACAUGGUAUGUAAUGUUAUGUGUUGUUACCCGCAAUAUCUUUGCAGCCGAAUGUCAACAGUUAUUAUUCAUUCCUUGACUUACUUCCAUGAUUUUUAUAUCAUUUGAAGUUACCUGAAAAAAUUUUUAUUUAUUGUCCGACGAAUGGGCUUCUUAUGCUGGAAUUGAUGAUAUAGUUACAUCAGAUAAAAGUUGUUAAAAAAGUGGUUUUCGACAAGGGCCACCGUUUCUAAGAUAUAACGUAUGAAAAAAUUGUAACCUACAUGUGGAAUACAUGGCUUCUAUCGUGUUACAUGGUAUGUUUAUUUCACGGUCUACUGUAAUAGUUUUUAAAUUCAAACUAUUGAAUAAUAACAAGUAAUAAUAUUAGAUAGGAAUGAUAAAAACGGUUUUAAUUUAAAAACGCUUCUUUUCCUUCUUGUUCUUUUUUUAUGUCGAAGGAAAAUGAAUUCCCUAAAUAGCGUUCCAUAAUAUUUCUUCUCGAUAGUAUCGAACGAAUUAAACUCUAUUGCUGAUUCAAUAUUGGAUGAAGAGUCGCAUUAAGAGCUAAUGUUGUCAGAGGUGGUUUGCAUAAUAAAAAAUUCGGAAAAUCGAAAUUUUCCUCUAUUAAUUUUUUUAUAUAUAAUAAGGAAAAAGACGAUAUAAAACAACAACAACAAAACACUUACAAAUUGUUUAAUUUAGCUACAUGUACAUAAUUAAAAGAACAAAAAUAUGUAUUUACUUGUAAUCUAUCCGCAACCAGUCACAUGAACGGAGAGGGUUUCGCAGAAUCAAAUGCAAUGAAGAAAUUAGAUACAGAGUUCUAAGUAAACCAAUACAAUAAUUUCAUUGAACAGACACAUACUUGAACCAGAUACAAAUAUGUAACGAAGCAAUUUCUGAGAAAUAUUUAAUGGUUUUCGUUAUAGACGUUCUGAGAAAAAUAAUCUUAUUUUUAUUUGAAUUUAUUCAAAAUAACAAAAACCAGUUCGGAUAAUCGAACGUUUGGAUAAUUGACGUUCGGAUAAACGAAGCUCUGCUGUAUAUGCAAGAGAUUAAAACUUUAGUGCAGCCUCGUUCAAUAAUACAUCCCUUUUCACAAUUACAUAAAAUUUUGUGAGGAGUUCUUGAUAUGCCUUGGGUUUCAAUGUUAUUUCGAUUAAGUCUCAAUCCCAGUCUUUACGAUGUGUAUCACAAUUUAUCUAAGUAGCUAAUUUUUUAAGAGCUGCGUACAUUUGUCGAAAGGCUUUGUAAGAAAUAUUACUUUUUUGGUGGGAGUUCGAGUAAUACCACUGAGUUACAUCCUCAUUAACAACAAUUCUAAUAUUUGUUACAUUGUUGUCCUGAUAUCCUGUUGUUUCAAUCAUAUCGAGCAUUAAUUUCUUCCAUUAACAUGAAACUACCAUAAAUUUAGCGAAUAAAUAUCAGUUAUUAUUUUAGUCGAAAACUUUGUUUGAGUCUUAGUAUUUUAUCUUAUAACAUAUUCAUCUAAAAUAACGUGGAAUGCUUCUUCAUUACACCACAGAAGGCGGUGCCAUUUUAAAUAAUGCUGUUUAUCUUAAUUAUAAUAUUGGUAUCAAUAUUCACUAUUUGGAAAUAAUCAUGAAAAUCUGAUUCUUGUUUUUUACGCAUUCUCAUUUCGUUUAUUUAACUUGUUAUAAAGAUUGGAUUUGUAUACGUGGCGUAUUACGAACAUUACAAGUUUUUAGACUGUUAAAUAUAUCUCAGAAUCAGUGGCUCUAAGAGAUUGAUACGUUUUUUAUAGUUAAGUAUAUGAAUUACAAUUUGUGUCUUAUCUCGUUUUAUGAUAAUAUCUGAUUUUAUGAUAUAUACUAAUAUUUGACCUUGAAUAACUUCCUCUUCAAGUACAGGAUCAAGAUGAACUUAUAAUCUUAAUUUAUUUAUAUUCGUGUACAGAAACUUUUUUUAGCUUCCCUGCAGUUUUUAGAACUAAUCUGACCGAACUGUACAUUGUAUCAUUUAUUUUGAGAAAGCUAUAUAAAACAAAUAACAUUUACAUCAAUAUUCAAAGCUUGGAGAAAAUUUUUUGCUCAAAUUUAGAAAUAUACAAAAAUACGUUGUCACGUCCUCCAAAUUGUAUCUUUUAAUUCCAGCACAAACGAAAUUAAAUUGACUACCAAAACAAUACGAAAUAUAUUUCUAUUUCUAUCCCCUAUAAAUUUUUGAAACAGCGUAUUUGUCUUUAAAGAAUCGAACUUGAAUAAAGUUAUAAAAUAAGAUUCAGGCACCGCAAGUGCAUUUUUCCGUAUAACCAACAGAUUCUUGUCGUGAGAACAUAUUAAUAUCAAUGCGACGCGGCGGGUGUGGUGGCUAUUUUGACGAUAUUAUUAACACUGCCACCUCGGUAGCUACAUCUCUGCUCCUUUCGAAAAUACCAUUUAAAAAAAUGACCAAUCUUCCGGAAAUAUCGGCUGAGAGAAACAUUGCGUAGAAACUUUUUGAUCGAUUAUGGAUUAAUUUAUAACCAUAAUAAUUUUCCUAUACAGCUUCUUAUAACGCUUCUGUUUCAUUGUACGAAAUAUUGAAUACUUAAUGGAUUGAAAAAAGGUUAUUAAUAAUAUUUUUAAAACAAAUUAGGCUUAAAUACAUCUAUUUUCAUAACAGUAAAGCCACUUAUAACAUGUUGGCACGGAAGAGUAAGGAAUAUUUACAUUUUGAAUAAUUGGUAUAGUAGAAAUACCGAAAGUUAUAAUAAACAAAUUAGUAUUUCUUGGAAGUUUUAACCAACUAAACCUCUUGAACUGUUAAUGACGAUGUAAUUAAUGUUUCUUUCUAUUUUAUUAUAGUUCUACCUCGUUUUUUCAUAUAGUUAUUAAUGAAACUUAUAAGUAGUCAGGUAGGCUAAAAUUAGAUAUAAAUUACUCUUUUUAUAUAAUUAAUUAUAGAUAGCGUACCGUGGUUCUAACUGCAGAUAAAAAACAUGUCGCUCUCCCAUAUCAUUUUUACUAAAACAGAUAUCUCUGCCAGGUGUCUCAAAAUAUUUCUGUAUUUUGAUCUCGUUGAUGGAAACAGAAGUUACCAAUUUUGGUGAAUAUAAUCAAAAGAGUACGGUGGAGUAAAAAUUAUGGGAAACAAUUUAUCCAAAAAUUCGAUUUGUGUUUCGACAAUGAAAGGAUUGUUUGACAAAUAUUUUGAUUCUCUGGUUCCAUACAGGGUUGUUUUUUACCUUCAAACGUAUUUUUCUUAUAUGGACUGAAAGGGUAGAUCGAAACAAUUUUUAUCAUAAGUAAAAAUAUGUAUAAUAAUGCAAAUAGAAUGGCUAUGAAACCUUUUUGAUCAGAUGAAAAAAUAUUUAAUUAUUAAAAGUUUCUAUGUGUUUUCACAGUGCAUUAUUAUGAUUAUCAAUUAUCAAAUAAAAGUCCUUGGUUUAAAUACAAACAACUUGUUAAAUCUAAUAUUAUAGAUUGAUAGUCUCCCAGAAGGGGCUUUGCUGAUAUACUUGGAUAUGAAAGAGAUAUCUUACGAUUUAUCCUUUUUCUGAUAUUCUAUCUGAUGCAAUAUUACCUUUGUGUCUAAUCUUUAUGCCAAUUACUGUUUUCCUCGGAUAAUAAAUAUCUUCGUCCUCACCAUAUUUAUUAAGCAGACUUAUUUUCAAAAUUCAACACCUCUCUAUUCAUUUAUAAUAAACAUGAACUUCCUCCUGCUCUUAUGAUGGAUAAGUUUCUAUAAAUAUAACUAUUAAAGUAUUUCAAUUCAGUCUUUCACACAGAGGCUUCUAAAACUUCCAAUAAUGUCUGAUAUGUUAUCACUAAAAUGCAUCAUAUAAAUAGUACUACUUGGUUGCCCAUUUCAUAUAAAUGCUCGUUUUAUGAUACAUACUUAUUGAGGAGAUGUUCAGAGAUCCUAAAAACUUUAAAUAUGUCUGCAAUUCACAUUAAAAAAUUUAUAUUUUUAUUGAUUAUACGCAAUAAUUUCUUCAAAUCCUACACUUCUUAGCAGAAAGUUUGGGGCUUCAAUGUAUGGAAAAUAGGUAUUUCUUAUAUGAACUUGUAUUUCCACGCUCCCGUCUUCAUUCUAGUUUUUCCAACGGUUGAAAAUACUUCUUCUUAGUUACGCUCGUCAGUGCAGAUAGUGUGAAAAUGACCUCGAAAAUUUGAGGUUACAUCAGCAGAGACCAUUGAAUUCAACAUCAAUGCAGAAGAACUUUUAAAGCAGUGAAUUUUGCGAACUAUGAGAAUCAUUCAAUUUCUUCAAAAGUAUGUAAUUAAUUCACAUAUUCAUCACUUGUAGUUACAAAAAUUUAAAGUAAAAAAUUAAAUUGAAAAGAAUGGUUGAAUGUUCACUCUCUUGAAAACGGCUUAUUUCACGGCAAUAUACUGACUUCUUUUUUUCUUCAAUAUUCCUCUUUUUUUCUUUCCUUAAUAAAAUUUUCAGAGUGCCAUUUAGAAAAGAUUUUGUUUUUUUGGUCCAAUAUAAGGAUGACAUGGAGCUACAAGAAUACAGUUCUAAAAAUUUAUUGUUAGAAGACUGCGAAUGGGCUAUAAAAUAUCCUUACUUACUACUCCUGCAACUGUACUAUGUAUUGAGCAGAAAAUGAAAAUGAGAACUACGCUUCAAAAAUAUUUUUCCCAGUUAUUUCACUAAAGCUUUACAAUUCUUUUUUUUUUUCAAGCUAUGAUAUGUCAUGUUCCUUUUCCAGUUGCCAUAAGCUGUUGAGGAUCUAAUUUAAAAUAGAAAUAUUUUCCAUAAUAACAUACAUCUAACUGUUUUAUUUACUUUCCCUUCUCAAUUACGACAUAGUUUUCACUAAAAAAAUAUUUGUGCUAACUCUGGCAUUGUAAAGGUAUACAAAAGUUAUCAACAAUCACAAAUAAUGAGAAUUAUUAUUCUAGUUAACAUUUUUAACCAAUUUUAGUGCUUUAAUAGUUGAAAAAUGAUUCAAUCUACUCCUAUCUUUCUAUAUACGAAUUCGUUUACAAUAGUAUGGAUAAAAACAAAUCUUAUCGUUAGUGCUAAGACAACCCUGUAGGUAAAAUAUUGAGAUGCGAGUAGCGAUUGUUCUGCGUUGAAUUUCCGUCCAAACAUGUCCAAUUCUGGCGCAUGUGCAGCUCAAAACGAGCUAUAAUGGGUAUGGUGGGUGCGGAUCGCGGGUGAUCAGGCCAAGAAAACAUACUGUAUUUAUGUUUACCGGCCGCUUUCGGGGACUAUUAUAAAACAUAUCAGCUUAAUUAUUGAUAAAUUAUAAUACCUGUUAAUAUGCAAUCCGACCUUUAUUAAAUGUCGUCUUGUAACUGUGUUUUUUAUCUUCAGAGUUAAGUGUAAAAUUAUAUGUUCUUGUCAAAUAUAUUGUGGGAAAUAUUUUGUAACCUUGAUGUAAAACCUUAACAACUUCAAGAUAGGACCAAUAUAUAACUUUGCAAAAAAAAUCAAUACUACCAAACAUAAUAACCUAACUAACUCAGUUCCAAUGCAUUGAAUACUAGAAGUACUCAUUAACGAAAUCAUUGAGAGUCUAAUUGGUGACCGCUCAAACCCUCCAAAAUCGUGAUUUACAUGUACAUCAUGAUAUAAAUCUUAAUUAACAAAAUAAAAGUUCCAAUCUUGGUCGCCAUCUCAUUAAUCCAAACAACCAGGCUUCAGAUCGAUACGAUUUAUGCGAAUUCAAAUAAAGAAGCUGGUAUAAAAUGACAGUUGGGUGAUUAUUUUAUCUUCUGUAUAAUUUAUUAUAAAAAAUAUAUUUUGCACCAUCACCAACACCAACCACCUCUAAUGUAGGUGAAUUAUUGGUGUAGAAGUUGUGCUUGGUGUUAUUAUUAUUUUUUAUUUCGCCUAUAUCAUUACCUAAUUUAUUUAUGUUAUUUCACUAUAUCCCGUUCUAAAAUUAAAUUAUAUGGAUUUCUAUAUAAAUAAAUAAUUAUUUCAUAGUCAAUUGCUUAAUUGACGAUAUGUUAAGGUUAUACAAUUAGGGCUAAAUGAUGUGAUAAAAUUAUCAACGGUUUUAUAACUAGCCACAAUCGCCUUCUCUGCUUUAGGUAAUAGGUUUAUAAAAAAAACCACUUUCUAAACAUAUCAUGAUCUGUGCCCCUUUGUCAAGUGACGUCUUAAAUUUUAGCAAUUAAUAAAUAUAAAAAAAGAUUUGAUAAUAUUUAAGAUAUGAUUAUGAAUUUACAAUUUAAAGUUAUGAUAAAACAAAUCUUUUAAAACUAGCUGUGUCCUCUUUUAAGGAAAUUUUAAGAAAAUGCGUUACUUAACAUAAAGUAUAUUCGAAUUUCAUUGAACGUAGUUAUUUACGUUAAAAAAAUAUAAAACUGCAUGACUAGAUGUGGACUUAAGAAAGUUUGCCAAUAUCCCUAAAUCUGUUAUUAGUAUAAAAUAAAUAUUUGAAUAAUAUUUUUUAUACCAAUAUUUGUGAUCCGAUAAACGGUUUCAUCACAAUGAUUUAUAUAAAGUAUUGGUAUAAGAAUAUAAAGCUACAUACAGUACUGAUCAACAAUCAGUAAAACGAACCGAGCAACAAACAGUUUUGAUUACGACCAACCUAACAACCAACAGAACGUUCAUGCUGCUUCCUUAUUUUCCAGAGAGUAAUAAAAUAUGGCAAAAACUUACAGGAGCAGUAGCAUGUAGGUAUUUAUAUUUAUUGUUCGUUAACUGAGAAGAAAAAAUUGCAAUAAAUUUUUCUCACGUGCAUUUUGCUCUUAAUUUUAUUAUAAUUUCAAUAUCAAUCGAAUAAUAUUCUUUACACUUAAUUUUGUACAAACAAAGCAUUAAAAACUGAUAGAUAAAAACAGAUCUGUUCGCCGGUUUGCCUUGACCUGUCCAAAUUUACAAAAUCUUUCGCCUGAUUUUCCUUUGAUAUUGGAUUAAAAAACUGUUAGGAGUUGCAAAAUAUCUUUUGAGACCCGCCCUAAUGUUCCCAUUUUCUUUCAAUUUGAUGUUCGGCGUAAUGUAUGAAACUUAGUAAAUACGUUUACUGCAAACUUUAACUAGUGCAGGAAUAUUGCUUUAUUUUUGCUAAUUUAGCUUUCAGUUUUAUUGCGUAUAGAAGAAAAUAAUGAAUAUAUUUCUACUAGGUCUUAAAAAGAUUUAAAUAUUAGUCAACUUACAAUAACAUUGCCUAUGUACACACUGCGCAAAAUCUAGACAUAUUGACUAAUAUUUAUCCAACUCAAUUUGUUUAUCACAACUAGUUCGAUGUAAAAUUAUUUUUAUUACAAUUGAGUAAUUCAACUCUGUGAAAACUACUUAUCUUAUUUAAACAAAAAAAGAAUAAAAUAAUUCAUAUGUUCUACUAGAGCUUUCAGAUUAGAGCGUCGUUUGUGUGGAAUAUUUACAAUUAAAUUGUUAAUGUUGAUAACGGAAUGACUUUUCUCAAGGCGUACAUAUGCACUAAAAAUAGAAUCCAGAUAAUCAUACAUAAUGAAGUGAGAGCCUAUAGUUUCUAGAUAUAGAAUGACAAUUGGUUGUAGGAUGUUAUCAUGGUACGACAUACCUGCUAAGGAACCGUCCAGUAAAAUGAAAUCAGUUUUCGCAUCAAUACUGAUACCUCCCAAAAUUAUGAUCGUAUCGACUUGAUGAAAAGUUUAUAGGGCCUGGUUCUCUUCGAACACGCACUCAUAUCGAGUCUUGAUAAAUUUCAAAUCGAGAUUCCUGCUAGACCAACUUCCGUUUCUCCAUAGAAUGUGUUCUUAUGUUCAAACUAAGCGAGUUCCUCAAUUUCCCUUCCAACUCUCAAAUAGAAUUUUCAUAUUUUCACCUAAUUUGCUUGCAUGUAAUGUUCGAUGUAAUGACCUCAGCUGAUACUUCAUUUGGUGUUUAAUGUGAAUCUAAAAAGCAGAAACAUUAUGACUUCUCUUAGCUAUCAAUUACAAAUAAGAUCUUGUCCCGAAUAAGAGACACCUAUAGCCCGCGUCAUUUCAUCGUGAGUAAAAUGCAUUCAAUCCCUCAUUUCUAGUAGUGACUAUCACAAACUGUAAAAUCUAAUGAAAUCAACCAGUGGUGACAACGAACAAUAGCAGUAAAGGAGACAGUACACAUUGGCGUGUUUUGAUUUAUAUUCCAAGGUGAAAUAGAUGGUUUUACUGAUUUUCUCCGGCUUAGCUACAAUAUACAUGGAUUUUGCGUUGGUGUGUAUUAGAUCCAAUUACAGAACUCACUUAAACUAAUUCAACGUAGUAACCAAAUGUUUUUCAAGGUUUUAAGGUAUCAUUUUAUGUUUAGAUAUACAUAGAUUCAAUUUAAGAAAUAUUAUUUGUAUGCUACUAGAAAAAUAUAGAAUCCAUAUUUAGUGGGGUUCAUCAUGAGUCUGGCUAAUCCUACAACAAGGCAGACCUCAAUUAUUGAUGCAAAUAAAUGUUGAACAACAUAAAAACGUCAAUGAUCAUCAAAUGAAAUAAAACAACAAAGUGCAUCUUAUAAAGCAGCUGUUAAGAAGCUUGUAUACAUCAGAGUAAUCAAAUUAAGACACCUAGAAAGCCAUUAAAAUGAAAUGAACGUAAAAAAAUCAAAUCAAAGUCAAUAACAUCUAUUACAGUAUUGAUCUAGAGAAAUACGAUUUUCACUAUACAAACAAAAACAGAUCAGGUAGAGUUGAUUAAUAUAAUCUGAGACAACCCUAUAAUAAAUAAACAUGUCUUGUAGAAGUACUUUAUGAGAAUGAGAAAACUCAUAACAUCUAGGAAUACUUUUAUAGAAAAAAAAAAACUUAGAAAAAUUUCGGACGUGAGAUUUAUAUAUCAAAGUAUAAUCUUGUGUUCACCCAGAAACAAUUAGAAAUUUUGAAGAUAAUGAAGGUAAAUUCAAAUAUACUACUAUUAUUUAAUAAAGGAAUUAGUCAAUUAAAUGGGCAAUAAAAACGCAAUCUUAAUGCUUGAAAAUACGUAAUAGCAUUUUCUUAAAAACGUGAUAAUGCAGUGAAUGGAAUAAAUUAAAAAAUGAACUAACCGCAAAAAAAUUAUUUUAACAGCCGAAUUGAAAACGCUUAACUCACUAUUCACUUCAUGAUCAAUAACAGCAAAAUAUUAUGAAUAAAUUAAAUUAAUGUUGAAUAUUACACACGUUGAGUUGUUAACAUAAAAUAUUGUUAUCCUUAAAUGGUAAGUUCGAAAAAUUGUACGAUAUAUUUUCGGAAUUUAUUGGAAAGUUCUUUAUAAUAUAUUCAAUUAAAAAUUGAAGUAUAUGUGUUACAGUUAAAAUCCGUUUUAAGUUAAAUCUAGUUUUGACAAAAGAAGAUUAGUUUUCACAAACCCAUUCCGUUAAGACUUGUUUUACUGGUCAAAACUAGUGUUGACCAGUACCCUCGGCGUUAAAACUAGUUAUUUAUAUUUUUCACUAGGAAAUACUAGUAUUUACUAGUUUCUCAGUUGAAAUUAGUUUUCAAUGGAGAAUUCUACUAAUGGAAAACAGUGUUUCCAAUCGAAAAAUUGAUUGUUUUAAAAUUUUAUUCUAAUAGAAUACUAAAAAGUUAGAAUUUUUCAUAUUAUUUUUCUUUGUACAAACCGCGAUUAGUAACGCAAGAUUUUUUUCAGGAGUAUCUUACGAAACCUUGCCAUCCACCUAAGUUGGUGGAUGAUUUGCUAAAAGAUAAAAUUGUAUCUGGGACCCCAUCCAAUGGUAGAAAUACCUCCGUACUUACAGUGUAUUGAGAACUAUAAUACGGACUAUAAAUUUUAUUUUAAUUGACACUAGAUUACACUACCCAAUAAAAAGAUGAAGUUACCUCUAGUUUGAUUAGUAAAAACUAGUUUCAACUGGAGAGGUUGGUGAAAAAUAGUUUUCCCUAGUCAAAACUAACAUUGAAAACGGGCUUCAACUGUAACAUAAGCAUUACUAACGGGUAAAACAACUUAUAAUUUUGGUUUCGUUGUUUAUUCAGACUCUGGUUUGUGAACCAAUAUCAGUUAAUCAGAGGCUCUGCCUCGGUGGACUUGCCUUCAGAUCCAUCAGUGCUUGAAGUUUACCUAAACCCACAGUCAAUAUAUACGUAUAGCAGCUGAAUAUAUUUCUAAUUUCAUUAGUUUCUUUGUCAGAAUUUUCUAAAUUCAACUUUUCUAAUUACGUGUUCAAUUAUUGAAACGAAAACUCAUUUUAAAACAAAUAUUCUUAUUCUUAACUUUCUAUGAUACUUCGAGGUAUUCAUCUUGCAAUUACAUAAAACACUAUUCAUUAAAUAAAGUAGAUAUUUCAAAUUCAUAAUGUAAUAAAUCCAGUUAAAUAUGUUAGAUAACAUUUUCUUUCGCCGAAAAACUAUAUAACCUAUAUAAAGUUGUACAAAUGUAUAUUAUUUACAAUAUUAAUGCAGCUUAACAAUAUUCAACAUUAAAUUGAACCUCUCAUUUCAUAAGGAACUUCAAUAAAAAACAAAUUGCUUAUUUUACUGUAUAAUUUUAUUGCAGUUCCUAUUACAUCCGCUGUGCUAACCACCUGCUAGCUUAUCUAGUGCUGGUGGUUGUGUUACAAGCUAAACAGCUGCUAAUAUUAUAGUAUGUUUUAUAUAAGCAGUCAUUACCGGCCACUAUGUAGAUUGGAUGUGGAUUAAUAAGAAAUAUUUCAUUUUAAUAACGAGUACAGUUAGUUCAAAUUUAAUUGAGAAAAAAAUGUAAUUCAAGGCAACAUCUGUCAGUAUAUAGAUUGAAGUGUGUAAAAAGUCACAUUUUACUGUUGUAAAAGUGAGUUUCCCAAUAGCAGUAGUCUUAUUUGUAAAUUAUAAAUUUCCAAAAAUCGAUGAAUAAUAUUUAAAAUAGUUUAAGUAUAUAAUUUCAGAAGUGGUAUUUCUUAAAUUUCUAUUAGGGAUAUAAAGAAGAUUUGGUAAUUCUUUUGAUCCCUGAAUGUUUAAAACAAAUCUUGAGAUUUGGAUGGAAUUCAAUUAUUUCAGCAAAUAUUCAAUAUUCUCCAAAUAGUAGAUAAUUUGUUUUUAUUGCUGGUUGAGAAUGAUUCCAGAAAACAUACAAUUUCUUUUAAUGGUUCAAUAGAUAUUUUAUUUAUGAAUACCAUAGUAAAUUAACUAUUCCAAAGAAAAUAUGAAUUUCUGAUAUAAACCAAUGCUUUGGAUCUUAAAUUGAAUGUAAAAAAGUUGUGUUUUGAAAUCGUGUACAAUUUCUUCAACAUAAUAUGACUUUUCAGCAUUAUUAUAUAUAUCAUAUGAUAUAUAUCUUCAUGAAAUAGAUGUCUGUCGAUUUAUUUAUUGAAGUGAAUCACUCCUCUUCUCCAAUUUUUUUUGUUUUGUCCCCUGACAUCUUUUUCUCUGGUUUCCUUAUUCUCUAAGCCAGAUUGCAAUCCAUUCAGUCAUUUUCCUGAUCCUCUCCAAUGUUUUCUCCUAAUAUCAUCAGCCCAGCCUAUUAUAAUAUUUGUGCUUUGAUGUACUUUAUAAUGUUCAUCCUCUCCAUUAUAUUUUGGAGAUUUAAAGGGCAGCCCAGUCCGUGUCCUUUGAAAAUAAAUAUAAUCAGAUCGAAUGUCGGGUCGAAUCUCCAUGGACCUAGAGCUUUUAAGAAGAAUAAUUCGAAUAGAAAAUCAUCCAAACCUUUUUUCUAACUAGGUAGUUUUUGAUUUGUGUUCUUAUGUAUCCUCGUCUAACAAUAUCGAUGUGCACAUCGAUAGUUUUAGCUUCAAUGUGCUUAAAACAUUGCUACCAUCCCCUGUUUCUGCUCAACCCUAUGUUUAUUUCGCAUUUUUCUUCUUCAGUUUCAUGUAUUUAUUAUUCUAUUGGAAGCGGUUACCAUUGAUAGUACUAUUACUUGAAUUUUUGUUUUACUUCAACAUUCGUUCUAGUACCUAAUUAUUUGAAAACGCGACAAAGAUAAGAAAUACAAUUAGCAUAAAUUGGUGAUAAAAUUAUCACUAUUUGAAUAUAUAUUUUUGUUUAACUAAGUACAAAUAUAUUCUCAAAAAACACGCAAAAAUAUUAAUGGAACAAGUUGAAUUGCACAUAUCAAAUAAAUUUUAAAUUCUGUAACUUCUCAAUACUUAUUUGAACCAAAAAUAUGGAAUACCCUCAAAGAUGGUACCGAGACCUAAAAUAUUCUAUAAUAUAAAUAGACAGUUGCAGUUACUAAUUUUGUUUCAUUAUUCUUAGUGAAAUAUGUAGGCCGCUUGAAAUGAUGCAGAAGAACGUGCAAGAAAUUGCACGAAAGUUCUUAACGCCGCUUGACAUGAUGCAAUGAGAUGUGCAAGAAGUUGCAUGGAAUUUAUUGCAAGAUCAAAAUAGUGUGCAUAGACUAUUAUUUCCCAUUUCUUGACAUUAAGGCCGCUUGGCAUGAAGCAAUACAACGUGCAAUGCAUAUUUCUUUCAAUUGUUUCAUGCAAGAUCUCGCACUUGCAGCAUUAUCGGUUUUGUAUCAUUUUUAUUGCGUGCAAGAUGCAACUAGGGAGAAAUCUAGUUACUUUUGCAUAACAACCAACCAAAUAUUAGUCUUUGAUCAGCUGACUUUUGUAAAACUAAUUAUCUCGACCGUGAUAACAAAUAUGAGCAAAAACAAAAUCGAAAUAAAGUUAAAUUAUAUAGGACCAUUGUAAUUCUUUUUUUUUACUAAUCUCUUCUUCCUUAAAUUCUAUGGAACGAUGGAUUAACUUGGUUAUAUGCCUGAUUUCCAGAUAGGAGACUUCGGCAUGCUACCCUAUGGUAUUGAAUCUAAUUUCAUCUCCUCUCUUGCAACUUGUUUCAUAUUUUAUUUUUGACAUCUUAUUAUUGUUGUAUUGUGUACUUUUUCCUUGAUGUCUGCUUUUGAAUAUUUUUGCUGCUUACUAAUAAGUUUUAUGGUUUUUACCUACAUUUAUUAUAGAUGUAGAGCAAACUAGAGGAAUAUGUACAAAAGCAUCAUAUUAAACAUUUUGUAAGAAUUAUAGUAUAUUGGAAUAUAGUGCACAAUUUUAAAUAAAUAUUGAUAACACUUUAUGAUAUUAUAGAAAUUGAAGAUACUUACCUUCCGAGCUAAAUACAUUUUAACAACACUACUGAGAAAUUUUAUUAUGUGUUGGUUCUAAGUUAGGUUUUAGACACAACUCCGUGGUAAUGAUGAUAAAAAUGUGUAAAGCUAGUAUAAGCAUAUAUUGUAAAAAAAAUGAAAA